Molecule: messenger RNA, 1837 nt
Organism: Medicago truncatula (barrel medic)
Lineage: Eukaryota; Viridiplantae; Streptophyta; Magnoliopsida; Fabales; Fabaceae
Product: probable LRR receptor-like serine/threonine-protein kinase At1g05700
Exons: 10
Coding region: 136-924 (262 amino acids)
Molecular function (GO): protein binding
Source: RefSeq, a predicted model, not a curated record
UUGAGACCAGUAAGCUUAUAAGAACAGAAUUGGAUGAAUUAGGUGUUCAAUAUAAACAUCCAGUUGCAGUGACAGGUGUUAUUGGUUACAUAGGAACUGGUCUUCCUCCUUUUGUCGCUCUUAGAGCUGACAUGGAUGCUCUUCUCAUGCAGGAAUUGGUGGAGUGGGAGCAUAAGAGUAAAGUGCCUGGAAAGAUGCAUGCAUGUGGCCAUGAUGCUCAUGUUGCUAUGCUUCUUGGUGCUGCUAAGAUCCUCAAGGAACAUGAAAAACAGUUAUAGGAACUUAACUUCCAGCGGUUUAAUUGGAACUAUAGCUUCUGGGAUAUCCAAUCUGAAGUCAAUAGAAUAUUUGGAUUUGUCAAAUAACAAUUUGACUGGAGCUGUGCCUGAUUUCCUAUCUCAGCCGCGCUUCUUGAGAGUUCUAAACCUUGAAGGAAAUCAGUUAUCAGGAGCAAUUCCAAUACAACUCCUUGUGCGUUCAGAGAAUAGUACACUCCAAUUCAAUUUUGGUGGAAAUCAAGAUCUUUGCUCCUCAGGUUCAUGCAACAAAAGGAAUGGGAAUAAGGUUGUAGUUCCAUUGGUAACAUCAAUUGGUGGAGCUUUCCUGAUAUUAGCAGUAGCAGCGAUUUCUUUUCGCAUUUACAACAAGAGGCACCAUGUUUCCCAUAAGGUGAUCAAGCUGGGUGCUAAUUCAAGAAUAAAGCAGGAACUAGAGUCGAAGAAACAAGAAUUCACCUAUGAAGAAGUAUUAAGAAUUACCAGAAACUUUGAGAAGGUUAUAGGGAAAGGAGCAUCUGGAACAGUCUACCAUGGCUGGAUUGAUCAUAAUACACUGUCAAAAUGCUAUCUUCCUUAUCUGCUCAAGGAUUUCUGCAAUUUCAAGCAGAGGCCAAAUUUUUUGCUACAGUUCAUCAUAAAUACUUGACCAGUCUUAUAGGUUACUGUGAUGAUGGUACCAACAUGGCUCUCAUCUAUUAUGAGUAUAUGGCUAAUGGAGACUUAGCCAACCAUUUAUCAGAUAAAAACGAAAAUAUAUUGAAUUGGAAUCAAAGACUUCAAAUUGCAGUGGAUACUACAGUAGGAUUGGAGUAUCUGCAUCAUGGUUGCAAUCCGCCAAUUGUUCAUAGAGAUGUUAAGUCUAAAAACAUCUUACUAAAUGAUAAAUUACAAGGUAAAUUAGCUGAUUUUGGAUUGUCCAAGAUCUUUCCUAAUGAAGGUGAAACUCAUCUCUCCAUAGUUAUUGCUGGCACGCCAGGAUACCUCGACCCUGAGCAAGUUAAUACUACUCCGUCCUUAAAGAUAUGUUUCUCUUUUUCACUUUCGGUUUGUAUAUAGAUUAAGUUUGCAGGUACAAUAGAUUAAGCAGGUUGAGAGAAAAAAGUGAUGUAUUCAGUUUUGGAGUAGUUUUGCUGGAGAUAAUUACAGGACAACCUGCCAUAACCAAAACCGAAAACAAAAUCCAUAUUGUUCAAUUGGUUGGUGACAUGCAGCUGGAAAGAGAGGUAAAAGAUACUUUGAUACUAACUAUGCAACUAAAACUUUGGAUACUGCAAUGGCUUGUGUAGCACAAUCUUCCAUCAAUAGACCAACCAUGAGGCAUGUAGUUAUGGAACUGAAACAAUGUUUGGAAAACAAGAUCACUUAUCCGUCUGACUCUAGAUACACUUACGAGAGUUUUCCUGGUACAUUAUAUUCUGUCUCCUUUGAUAGAAUUAGUGGUGAAAGCUCUAUAGCGAGGUAGUAAUUUUAUUAAAACUAGAAUGAGAUUCGCGCGUUGCAUGGGUGAAAGAAUUUUUGUAUGUUAUUAUAUAUUCAAAAGCGGUCUAAUAUGCACUGUA